Molecule: messenger RNA, 945 nt
Organism: Aspergillus uvarum CBS 121591
Lineage: Eukaryota; Fungi; Ascomycota; Eurotiomycetes; Eurotiales; Aspergillaceae
Exons: 5
Coding region: 1-945 (314 amino acids)
Source: RefSeq, a predicted model, not a curated record
AUGCAAGGCCUUAGGUGCCAACUGAUCUAUAUCGUAAAACUCGGUUCUGUACGCGCCACGAACUUCACCGCGCAGAGCGAUGGACAUUUGAUCACCACCGCCUUUCCUAACGAGGGAAACGUGGCGACACAUGCCUGCGCAGCAGGGGCUGCUCUUUUCCUCGUCGGUUCUCUCUACAAGUACGUGGGCCCUCGACUGUCCCUCUUGCUCGGCGGUUGGACCUACGCCCUUUAUGCGGGAUCCUUGCUCAACUUCAACCGAACCGGUAACGGAGACUUUGUGAUCGCGGCCGGAUCGCUGCUGGGUCUCGGGGCGGCCUUUUUUUGGGUGGCGCAGGGCACGAUCAUGGUGACUUACACGACAGAGCGCACGCGGUCCGGCACGGUGACCAACUCGACCUACGUGGCCUACCUGGUAGUCAUGCUACUUGGUUUGGCUUUGUCGCUGCUGGUCUGCUCAACUGACGUCCUCUCUACGCGCUAUCAGGGCCAACGCAUACAACACGCUGCCCAGCGACUUGAACUCCGGCACUGGGUUCGCAGUCUGCACGGUACCGCGCUGCAGACCUUGCGCGCCAUCGCUGACCCGCGUCUCAUCUAUGGUCGGCGGACUGCUGAUCGGGUCGAUCCUGGACUGGGGCCGCUGGAACCGUCGAACCCGUGCAUUUACCGGGUGGACGGUACUCUUCGUCACGGGCAUGGCUAUCUGGACGGCGGAUACGCGUUUCAGCGUGGGGUGGACUCUCAGGGAGCCGACUCCCCGAGGGUCGACUACCUGGAUGGCAGCCGAUACCUGGGCCCCAUGUUCCUGUAUUUCUUUUACGGCGUGUACGAUUCGUUCUGGCAGUCGUACUGUUACUGGAUGAUUGGGGCGCUAUCUUCCAGCCCUGUCGUCAAGGCUGCAAACUGCUGCUGUCACACCCCCCCAGCUCGCCGCACGCCUUAA